Mastomys coucha (southern multimammate mouse) is the source of this 3154-nucleotide messenger RNA. RefSeq names its product CKLF like MARVEL transmembrane domain containing 6 (gene Cmtm6). Gene Ontology annotation, cellular component: membrane. NCBI's taxonomy places the organism in Eukaryota, Metazoa, Chordata, Mammalia, Rodentia, Muridae. The transcript is spliced from 4 exons. Bases 60 to 611 code for a protein of 183 amino acids. The record is from RefSeq and is a predicted model, not a curated record.
AGUGACGCCCCCUACAGCCCGGCGGAGACUGGAGCUGGGCGAGCGAGUGUUUGCGGGCGAUGGAGAACGGAGCGGUGUACAGUCCCACCACCGAGGCGGCCCCGGGCGCUGGCAGGGGCGCGCGCAGCGGCCUGGCCGCCUACUUCUUCCUGGGCCGGCUCCCUUGGUAUCGGCGCAUCCUCAAGGGCUUGCAGCUGCUGCUGUCUCUCCUGGCCUUCAUCUGUGAAGAGGUGGUGUCCGAGUGCGGGUUGUGUGGAGGCCUGUACUUCUUUGAAUUUGUGAGCUGUAGUGCCUUUCUCCUGAGCCUUCUCCUACUGAUUGUGUACUGCACGCCAGUGCAUGACAGAGUCGAUACUGGAAAAGUCAAGUCAUCGGACUUUUACAUCACCCUGGGAACAGGCUGUGUGUUUCUGCUGGCCUCUAUCAUCUUUGUCUCCACCCAUUUCGGGACCUCAGCUGAAAUUGCUGCAAUUGUGUUUGGCUUCUUGGCAAGCUUAGUGUUCCUGCUGGACUUCGUUGUCAUGCUGUGUGAGAAGCUGCGGGAGAACCAGCUGAGAAAGCCGGAGAACAACACUAGGGCCGAAGCCCUCACCGAACCACUGAAUGCUUAAAGACAUGGAGUCGGGGACGUAGACCCAGAGAGAAGAACAGCUUUGCAGCGCUGGGCUGGGUGGCAGCCCCAGCAGUAAGCUCGUUGGAACCUGUCUCAAGUGGAGGAGGUUCUGUCGUUCGUUUGUUUUGUUUUUAGAGAUGAGGACUGCUGUCUCUUUGAAUUGCAUGUCUGUCAUUCUGCUCCAGGAUGCCCCUCGCCAGGCGUAGCUUCCAGACUGUGCCUUUCCGUCCUUUCAGGAACUGGUUGAUUUCUGCUGUGUUGCUGGAGAUUUAAUCUGUAUUUGAGAUGCUGGUGUAGUCUUCUUUCCUAAUGUUAUGAUCCUUUCCUGUGUCUCACUCAGCCCUACACUGUGUGCUAACCUUUUAAAGCAAUUAUCCAUAAUUCCUUCUGAGCCAUGCCUUGUCUAACAGAAACUGUGGGCUGGCACUGUGUAUGAAAGCAACAGUGUCGUCAGCCUGUGCUGCCUUUUACAUUGCACUUUGGAUGUUGAGAUAAGUUUAGAAGAAAACAAAAUUUAUUAUGGAACAGAGGACAGUGAGGAAACAGAUAGUCUAUCUAGAGGCCAAAGAGAGCAGAGACUGUCCCCGCACUGCGGGCGUAAUCACACAGAUAGGCCUUGGCCACUCUGCAGAGGUGUGAAGGGUGGCCGCUGUGUUCACACAGCUAAUAGAGUUGAUGACAUAAGACUAGAGACUGUGGGUCUCCAUCCGGGCAGAUGGUCAAGCUCUGCAGGCUUCUCUUCAGAGGCCUCAGCUGGGAUCUCCGCCCACCGGGAUGCCUACUUUCUCACUUUAUCCAGAAUGGUCCCUUGCUGUGUGCUGUCUGUGAAGGCCAGCACUUGCUCCUACUCUCCCGUUCUCUUCCCAUUGUCAGCCAGAUGUCUCCAAGUCAUCCAGGGUCCGUGUCCCUUCCUGUCAGCAAGAGUCUGAGGCAGGGGUGUCAGGUUCAUGUUCUCACAGGCCUCCAGCAGAGGUGUCUUGAGGAAGCGAAUCCUAGAAGCCCUGCUAGUAAGUACUGCUGGUGGUGUAGGGAGGCCGCAGACUUCCUGAGACUUUGGAAGGAUUGCUUGAUGCUGAAGGCUGUCUCAGAGCCACCGGGCACCCUUCCUCCCUUCUUCCUAGAGCUUGACUGAAACUCAGGUAUGUCAAGGCCUUCUGUGCGCAGGCAAAGGUUUCCCAGGCUGGGGUUUCUCUCUGAAGCGGAGCGGAGCGAUCAUGUUUCCAGCGGUUCACUGUAAGGCCCCCCUCCUUUCCAGUGCCUUGUCUGCCCUUGUGUGUGGAGGAUGGUUUCAGUUUCAUGAGUCUUUUGCAAUUCUUGGAAGUGCAUGAGUCUGGGCCUACGGCUUCUGCUCUGUUCCCGCCUCCAUGCCUGACCUGCUGGCCUCAGGGUUUCCAUGCUGGUGAUGUCACCACAGCUGCUUUGGAGAUCAUGAAAGUAAUCAUGGAUGUUGCCUUACUGGGUGUGCCACCCAGGGAGGGGACAGUAGGCUCUUGAACCGAGAAUAGAAAAUUUCAAAAAUAACCAGUUUAUUGCAGACAAUUUUAGAGUUUUAUAUCAAGCUGUGCUGUAGUCACUGUAAAUAUCAUUUAGACCUAUUGAGAAUUAGCAGCAAAUCUGGGCUACUUUAGUGUUACCAACUAUUAGUCCGCUGACUGUUGCUAUAGCAACAUACCUGAGACAAUCAACUUAAAAAGAGGGAAGGGUUGGGAAAGGGUUAAUCUUAGAUUGCAGUUUGGAGGCUUCCAGCCUUGGUCAGACCUACUGUUCUAGACUGCAGCACUGGUCAAGCUGGAAGCAAGGAAGGAAGGGCGGUGAUCUGUGGUCUCGUGGUCUUUUACGGGCAUGCCCUUGCUGACCUAAGACCUCACUAGGCCCCUCCUCUGAAGGUUUCUGACCUCGAUAGUGCCAUCCUGGAGAGCUAGUGUCUAACUCAAAGGCCUGUGGGGACAUCGCAUCUCAGCGGUAGGUGCCUCUCUGCCUGUGUUUGGCUUGUUCGUGAUUGACAGACACUCUCUGGCCUGGUGUCUGGACCGUGCACGUGCAGCAGCUCAGCGUCGAGCUGCGUGCUGUGUGUUAGUUGUCCCACAGCUGAGGCUUUCCUUUUAGGAAGAUAAUCAGGUCGCUUGUGUCUGUGGCCACUUAGAACUCUCUCUUUUGGGAACCUGUGACUAGUUGGCUUCUGAAUUCUACGGAGGGAGAUGGGGUUAAAGACCACACACCCUCCUGAAGAGCUGGGACCAGAGACCGUGGGCACAGAGAGGACAGCGUCUGUUUUAGUAGCUCUGACAGACUUGAGUCGCUGUAAUUUAUACAAAUGGUUUAGAACGGUUUUUAAGACUUAGAAGGGAAGCACACUUACUGCACAAGACUUUUAUAAUUACUAUAAUUAAAUUAUGCUUUAUGUGGGGACCGGGAAAUGUAUUUUUACAUUGCUUAUAUCGAUCACUUUUGUAUUUGUUGAUUUAAAGCCUGUGGGUCUUUUUUUAUCACUCUUAAUAUCAACUUUUAUAAUCUUUUAAAAUAAAUCUUCUUAAUACCAGU